Messenger RNA from Aspergillus uvarum CBS 121591, 870 nucleotides. RefSeq lists its product as uncharacterized. The coding region runs from base 64 to 390 and encodes 108 amino acids. Lineage: Eukaryota; Fungi; Ascomycota; Eurotiomycetes; Eurotiales; Aspergillaceae. The transcript has 2 exons. The record is from RefSeq and is a predicted model, not a curated record.
CAAACCUCCAAACACGAACCCCUUGGACGAAGUACAAGGGACAAGAAAAGAAAUCAGCGCACGAUGGCUGCACCCGAGCUUGAGACCUACCCUAUCGGCAGCCGCAAAGAAUGCGAGCGCCUGGUGCGAGAUUGGGGGUUUAACCAUGUCUUCACCUGGUCAGAUGGGAGCAAUGCGCACUACCCGCCUCAUUCGCACGCUGGAUUGACGACACAUCUGAUCCGCCAAGGGAGUCUGACCAUCACGUAUCCCGAGGAUAAUGCUGCGAUCCAUGGAGGAGAGGUCAAGAAGGAGACGUGCGGCGUGGGCGCGAGGUUGGAUGUGCCGGCAGGAAAAUUACAUGAGGUGUGGAUUGGUCCAGAGGGAUGUGAGUACGUUAUUGGAGAAUGAAAAGUGAAAGUGAAAGCCAUGUUCUACCCUAUCGAUCGUCUUUUGCAACUUGCGACAACCUGCCACCGACCCGUCGUGUCGGGAGUCACACCGUGAUUCUUUCACCGCUACUUUGCUACUUUGCGUGCACCCCCUGCUGGCAUGACCUCUACACAGAACUGUCGAGGAAUGAGUAAAAUUUCAGCAGAACAGACAAGGAGAGAUCUUCUGGCUGGAUCAUAUGCAGCAGACAGAUCGAUCUGGGCAGUCUCCCUGCUGGAAAGACAAGGCUGAAGAAAGCGUCAGUGCUGAAAUGCCCCGCACCCGCACUCGAAAGGUAUUGUAUUGCCUUUCUGGACAGGCAGCCUUGCAGCACUCCAGAUGCCUGAUUUUCUGCUUCUUUUGCUAAUUCGGUUUGUUGGUCAAAGUAGACAUCAUCAUCAUAGUCAUAGCAUAGUUCAUCCUCAAAAAACUUGGGUCGAAAAAAAAAAAGAAAAAAGC